UACCUUAUCGAAAAGGCUAAAGCAGAAAAAGAUUGGGAGGAAGCUGUACCGUAUGAGAAGAAAACUCGAGGCAAGGUGUUCGUGCCAAAGAAGGUGGACGUUCAGGUCUCACAAAAAGAAUUAGCAGAUAUGGGGUUCGAUGUGGAGCUGGAUGAAGAUGUGAAUGAUGGCAGUCUUGUCGAACUCCACUGGAGACGGCGAAGGAUGGCGAAAGCUGGCCAUAUGCCCUAA
Echinostoma caproni is the source of this 231-nucleotide messenger RNA. NCBI's taxonomy places the organism in Eukaryota, Metazoa, Platyhelminthes, Trematoda, Plagiorchiida, Echinostomatidae. The record is from the annotation of a GenBank genome assembly.